ACAAAAAGUGGGUACAUGGACAGGGCUUGUGUGGGGAGUAUGAAGGCCACGCUUCCACACAUUUCUAAUACUAAUACAAUUUCACUGUAUCCAUAUUCUACAUCCACUUUCUUAUCUACUCAUCUCUUCUUCCCCUUCUCACAGACACAGUACGGAGAAGUAGGAAGAGAAAAAGGAGAGAGAAUGGCCCUGCCUGCACCCACAAGGCUUGAGGCUACCAAGUCCUGUCCAUUAGCCUCCACUGGCAAUGUUGGCCUGCGACGUCCUAUGGACCGUUUUGCUUUGAGAUCCUCCUUCUUUUCUCCGUCUAUUCACCUCUUGUUGCCCCCUAAUCAACACCGUGCUCUCCCUUCUACUGCGCCUAAAAUCUCCAUGCGUGUGGCCUCCAAGCAAGCCUAUAUCUGCCGUGACUGCGGAUAUAUUUACAACGACAGAACUCCAUUUGAGAAACUACCUGAUGGAUACUUCUGUCCAGUUUGUGGUGCUCCAAAGCGAAGAUUUAGGCCAUAUCAGCCUGCUGUGGCAAAAAAUGCUAAUGACAUGGAUGUUCGGAAAGCACGGAAAACACAGAUCCAGAAAGAUGAAGCAAUUGGGCGAGCAUUACCUAUUGCUAUUGUGGUUGGAAUUGCAGCACUUGCUGGUUUAUACUUUUACCUCAACAGCACUGUCUAGGUCGCAUUCGGGCAACUCUUAUCCUGUGCUUAUCCGGAGUACUUAACAGCCCAUUCAUGUGAUUUCAUUUUAUUUGUAGAACUUUUAUCCACUUCAAUCAUACUAUUGCCUCCAUUUCCUGAGCAGAAAUCUCUUUUUUCCCCAUUUA
Molecule: messenger RNA, 820 nt
Organism: Vitis riparia (riverbank grape)
Lineage: Eukaryota; Viridiplantae; Streptophyta; Magnoliopsida; Vitales; Vitaceae
Exons: 4
Coding region: 16-672 (218 amino acids)
Molecular function (GO): iron ion binding
Source: RefSeq, a predicted model, not a curated record